This is a messenger RNA of Malaya genurostris, 2008 nucleotides long. RefSeq names its product cell division cycle protein 23 homolog (gene Cdc23). Lineage: Eukaryota; Metazoa; Arthropoda; Insecta; Diptera; Culicidae. Gene Ontology annotation, biological process: cell division. The record is from RefSeq and is a predicted model, not a curated record. The coding region runs from base 102 to 1961 and encodes 619 amino acids. Gene Ontology annotation, cellular component: anaphase-promoting complex. The transcript has 2 exons. Gene Ontology annotation, molecular function: protein binding.
UCAGUGCACAAGUUUGUCAAUAAUUAUUGUUUAUGUUUAAAACGCCGACAGCUUACUGUAUUUUAAUGUGCGUUCCGGAAUUCUAAUCAACAAUACUGGAAAUGGAUGAAACAUUUUCUGUUAAUUUGAAGGAAGUAAAACAGGAUCUUAUACUAGGCAUAAUUGAAUGCAACAAACGCGGAUUGAUACAAAGUGCAAAAUGGCUCUCUGAAUUGAACCAUGGACUAACAGACCUGCAGGUUAAUUUGUGUGGUAAGUCGUUUGAGAAUUUACAUCUCGGUAUCGCAGAAGAUGAGUACGAUGAUUAUGUGUUGGCCAAAAGUUAUUUCGAUGUACGCGAGUACGAUCGAUCUGCGUACUUUACGCGGAACUGUAGGUCAUCAGUUCCCAAAUUUCUUCACAUGUACGCAACCUAUAUGUCCAAGGAAAAGAAGCGGUUGGAUAAUAUGAGCGAUAAUUCGAUAGUAAAUUCUAACAGUCAUGUGAAAGAUUUCUCCGAAUUGUUGGCGUCAUUGCGUGCAGAUCACGGACAGCGAAGACUUGAUGGUUAUUGUCUGUACCUUUACGGAGUCAUUCUAAAGAAGUUGGAUUUGAAUCAAAUGGCUGUGCAAAUCUUUGUGGAAGCUAUUAAUGCGACACCGACAAUGUGGGGCUCUUGGCUGGAACUAGCUCCCCUUAUUACGGAUAAAAAUAUGCUCCAAAAUCUUAAACUGCCGAAUCAUUGGAUGAAGCAAAUAUUCAUAGGUUACACGAAUAUUGAGCUAUUCUUGAAUGACGAAGGUAUUAAAAUAUUUGAAAAUCUUCAAAUCGCCGGUUUCGGAAAAUGUAUAUUUAUACCGACCCAGCUGGCGAUAGCGUUUUCCAACAAACGCGAUGUGGACAAGUCUAUUGAAAUAUUCCAACAUUUGCACGAAGUAGAUCCAUACCGAUUGGACAAUCUGGAUUCGUACUCUAAUUUGUUGUUCGUGAAAGACAUGAAGACUGAAAUGGCACAUCUAGCCCAUAAGGCAGUAGACAUUAAUAAGUACAGUCCGGAAACUUGUUGUGUGGUCGGAAACUAUUACAGCAUUCGAGCCGAUCACCACAAGGCGGUAGUGUAUUUUCAGCGGGCACUGAAAUUGAAUCCCAGAUACCUUUCUGCGUGGACGCUGAUGGGUCACGAAUUUAUGGAAAUGAAAAACACCAACGCUGCCAUUCAAAGUUAUCGACAGGCAGUUGAAGUCAACCGCAGAGAUUUCCGAGCUUGGUACGGUCUUGGUCAGGCAUAUGAAAUCCUCAAGAUGCCAUUUUAUAGUUUGCAUUAUUAUAAAGCAGCCCAACAGCUUCGCCCCUACGACAGUCGCAUGCUGGUAGCAUUAGGUGAAACGUACGAAAAGUUGGAUAAACCUUCCAACGCAUUGAAAUGUUAUCAGAAAGCUUACAACGUUGGCGAUAUUGAAGGUGUCGCACUGUAUAAUUUAGCCCGGCUUUACGAAAAGCAGGAUGAAAUCGAUAAGGCCGUCCCCGCGUUGCUGAGAUUCUGUUCGGAUGAGAAAGCCGUAGCCGACAAAAGUUCUCUUUGUCAUGCCUACAUGACGUUAGGCAAUUUCUACGAAAAGAAAGAACAAUUCGAUAAAGCCUCACAUUUCGCGUAUAAAUGCUUAGAACACGAAGAGACGAAGAAAGAAGCGGAAGCAUUGCUCAAAACUAUUGCCAACAAAAGGUCUCUGAAAGCAGUUACAGCAGCUGUAGUUAAGGAAGACGAAACAGAUCCAACCAGCGAGGGUAAAGGGAAACCUUCCGAUAUGGACUUGGAGGAAAUCGAGAUGGACGAAAGUAGCGUGAGCCGAAUGGUCGAUUUGGUUAUGGCCCAGGACGACAUGUUAGUUGAAAACGAAGAACCAGAGUUUCAGCUGGAACAAGCGGCGGAACUUGAAAAUUCUUCACUGUCCAUCAUCAUGGAGGACGGUCCGAAUGAAUAGAAUAGCAUUCCGUUUGGUGUUUAUAAAAAUUAAAUCCGCUCUUUAAA